Asterias rubens (European starfish) is the source of this 1401-nucleotide messenger RNA. Its product is annotated as 39S ribosomal protein L4, mitochondrial-like. The transcript is spliced from 9 exons. Gene Ontology annotation, cellular component: ribosome. Bases 77 to 1090 code for a protein of 337 amino acids. Gene Ontology annotation, molecular function: structural constituent of ribosome. NCBI's taxonomy places the organism in Eukaryota, Metazoa, Echinodermata, Asteroidea, Forcipulatida, Asteriidae. Gene Ontology annotation, biological process: translation. The record is from RefSeq and is a predicted model, not a curated record.
UUGUUGAAUUCGUCUCGCCACACAUGUGAGCAGAGAAGGGAAAGUAAAUUUUUCUCAACAUAGUUGAUCGUUUUCGAUGAUGUUGUCCCAGAUAACAAGAUCCUUACGGCUGUGUAGCUGUGUAGCUGUUCGUAAAAUUCAAGAACCAAAGAUAUUGCGCAGAAAUCUGUGCAUGACAUACAACUUUCUACAAACAACCUCGGAACAUGGAACGUCACAGGGUGACAGUUUGGUACAAACGGUAAAUACAGUUGUAGUUCCAGAGUUACUAAAUGCGGACAGAUGGGAGAAUCUUCCACUAGUUACAGGCAGGGAGGUUGAUGCUCCGGAAUGUCUAGAAAAACCCCAAGCCUGGAUGGAAACACUGAGCACCCUUGAGAACAUCAAGCUGGGACUGCUGGAUCUUCAUCCUGAUGUAUUUGCGGCCAUGCCACGCAUCGAUAUUUUAUAUAGAAACAUGAUGUGGCAACGAAACUAUAAAAGAAUUAGUUUAGCAAAAACCAAAAGCCGUGCUGAGGUUAGAGGUGGUGGACGUAAACCAUGGCAACAGAAAGGAACCGGGAGGGCCAGACACGGGAGUAUUAGGUCGCCCAUCUGGAGGAAAGGUGGUAGAGCUACAGGUCCGAGAGGCCCCAAGAGCUACUGGUGUGAGCUUCCAGUGCAGGUGAAGACACAAGGUCUACGCAUUGCCCUGACGGUGAAGCUAACCCAAGACAAUCUACACAUUGUUGACUCUCUGGAGCUACCAUCCAAUGAACCAGAGUUUCUUGAAGAUUUAGCCUUGGAGAGGCACUGGGGUCCAUCUGUCCUUUUUGUAGACAACAAGCCAGUGACCGAAAUGCCGGAAAACUUCCUCCAAGCUGUCAGCGGAAUAAAAACUUACAAUGUUCUGUCGACAGAAGGGUUUAACGUCUACAGCGCAUUGAAGCACGAAACAUUGGUCUUAACAGUAGAUGCCUUGGAGUUCCUUGAAGACAGAUUGCUAUACUUCACUCGAUGUUACAGAAAGAAAGACAUCACAGACAACCGGAAGAUUAUGUUGACACAGCUGAAGAAAUCGCAACCCUCAACAAAAAUCAUUCAAAAUUAAUAGCCUGCUUGUCUAUCAUUCUUUUACAUGGAACAGCUUUAUUUUUUUCUUUUGUUAAAAAACCUAUGCAACCGAACAGAGGUAGUUUGCUAGUAUUUUUAAGACGGAAACAUUUCUGGAGAGUUUGGAAAAAAGUGAGCGGUCAGGUUGAAUCUGAUCCGUUUUUUUAUAUUCAACUAAUCAUUGUGAUUUUAACAUCAGGCCAGUGAAUGCACAACCAGACAAGACCAAUAGUCUUGUGUGUGUUUUCAAUUAAGGGAAUCAAUGUGUGGUGAAGAGGUUUUCAACUAGUGGUUUAAUCCCAACAAAAC